This is a messenger RNA of Parnassius apollo (apollo), 1998 nucleotides long. NCBI's taxonomy places the organism in Eukaryota, Metazoa, Arthropoda, Insecta, Lepidoptera, Papilionidae. The record is from the annotation of a GenBank genome assembly.
AUGCAUCGUCUUUUUGCUGAGCUGGAGCCAUCUUUAAUCGUCACAGAGCAAAACCUGGCAGACCGAGUUCGGUAUAUCUUGCGCUCAAAUAUAUUUGAUGUCGCCGAACUCGAACGGCUACGACGUGAGGCUGUUCCCUCGUCGGAUGAGAAUGCUACGGCUGAGGAUGCGGCGCCACAAAUGGUAGAGCAACCCGCAAACGUGGAUGCCGCCGUGAAUACCCCAGUUGUGGUUGAUUCAAACGAUGAUGGAACAGUCGCCCAGGAACUGGAAUUAGAGCAUAUGAGGAGUAUAUUGGAAGAGGCGAUUGUGGAAACGCGCAGUACGCCUCUCGAAAAUCGACCGCGACUUCCCCGCAUAGCCCUAAGCAAGCGGAAUCGGGCUGUCGUGAGGGCUCUGAACCCAAUGCUGGUUACCUAUUUGGAAGCCAGCCGGGACCUUUGCGAGACGGACUCAAUUCUUUUUGGCGCCGCGCUGGCAGUCUGCCGUAUCAUAGGCGCCAAGGUUUCCACGGCUGGACGCGCUACUGGCCAUAGUAGCGCUAUCCCAGCAUGGAGAAGAAGAAUUGAGGAACGUAUCGCAAAGGCUAGAGCUCUCAUCGGCAGACUGAUAUGCUUCAGAUCAGGCAACAACAGGCCAAGAAUUGUGCGCACCGUCAGGAUGGCGUUUGCUGGGACAAAUGUCAGUUUGUCCCAGCCGGAUAUAACGCAAAAACUGACGGAGCGCAUAGAUGAUCUGAAGCAGAGAAUCGCUGCUUGGGGAAAGCGGAUUCGGCGAUAUACCGAGAGGUCGACACGGUUCAACCAGAAUCGUCUCUUCCAGAGUGAUCAGAAGAGGCUCUAUGAAUCAUUGGAGCGACCAAUGGUAAGUGGAACGGGUCCAGCACCGAAUCAGGCCGACACUGUAGCAUUCUGGCGCGGCCUGUGGUCAGAGCCCGUAAACCACAGCGAGGGCCCUUGGACGGAAGUUGUGGCGAGUCAGUGUGCGGGUAUUACGCCCAUGGACCCCGUCAUCAUAACGCCGGAUGACGUAGCUGAGGCGGUUCGUAGGGCCCCGAACUGGAAAAGUCCGGGGCUUGACGGGCUGCAUCACUACUGGCUGAAGGGGUUCAUGGUGUGUCACUCUGUGCUCGCCCGACAGUUUCAAGAGGCUCUCAACCAGAAGUCGCUCCCAAGCCUCUUCACUACUGGGAUCACUCAUUUAGUUCCUAAAGACCAGGAGGAUGACGAAGGAAUCGACUAUGAACACUAUCAAGUAUCAAUGGUGACAGAAAGUAACGUCCAAGGGCAAAUUCAUUACUUGCCUUGUUUAGAGGAUGACGAAGGAAUCGACUAUGAACACUAUCAAGUAUCAAUGGUGACAGAAAGUAACGUCCAAGGGCAAAUUCAUUACUUGCCUUGUUUAGAGGAUGACGAAGGAAUCGACUAUGAACACUAUCAAGUAUCAAUGGUGACAGAAAGUAACGUCCAAGGGCAAAUUCAUUACUUGCCUUGUUUAGAGGAUGACGAAGGAAUCGACUAUGAACACUAUCAAGUAUCAAUGGUGACAGAAAGUAACGUCCAAGGGCAAAUUCAUUACUUGCCUUGUUUAGAGGAUGACGAAGGAAUCGACUAUGAACACUAUCAAGUAUCAAUGGUGACAGAAAGUAACGUCCAAGGGCAAAUUCAUUACUUGCCUUGUUUAGAGGAUGACGAAGGAAUCGACUAUGAACACUAUCAAGUAUCAAUGGUGACAGAAAGUAACGUCCAAGGGCAAAUUCAUUACUUGCCUUGUUUAGAGGAUGACGAAGGAAUCGACUAUGAACACUAUCAAGUAUCAAUGGUGACAGAAAGUAACGUCCAAGGGCAAAUUCAUUACUUGCCUUGUUUAGAGGAUGACGAAGGAAUCGACUAUGAACACUAUCAAGUAUCAAUGGUGACAGAAAGUAACGUCCAAGGGGCUAAAAACUCAAUCUAUAAUUCUAAAACUAGCUCCCUUCUUAGCAGAGACCAAACCUAG